UUUUUAACUAUAAUAUUAAUUAUUUAUUUAUUUAUUACCUUAAUUGCAGUAAUUAAAAUUACAAAUAUUUUUUUUGGGCCUUUACGAUCUUUUAACUAAUGAUAAAUAAAUUUAUUUUAAUUCGUAAAUCUCAUCCUUUACUAAAAAUUAUUAACAAUUCUAUUAUUGAAUUACCCACCCCCUCUAACAUUUCAUCUUGAUGAAAUUUUGGUUCAAUUUUAGCAUUAUGUUUAGGAGUUCAAAUCUUAACAGGAUUAUUUUUAACAAUAUAUUAUUGUGCUAAUAUCGAAUUAGCAUUUUAUAGAGUUAAUUAUAUUUGCCGAAAUGUAAAUUAUGGUUGAUUAAUUCGAACUUUACAUGCUAAUGGAGCAUCAUUAUUCUUUAUUUGUAUUUAUAUUCAUAUUGGCCGAGGAAUUUAUUAUGAAUCAUUUAAUUUUUUUUAUACUUGAAUAGUAGGAGUAAUAAUUUUAUUUAUUUUAAUAAUAACUGCCUUCAUAGGAUAUGUUUUACCUUGAGGACAAAUAUCAUUCUGAGGGGCAACUGUAAUUACUAAUCUUUUAUCAGCUAUUCCUUAUCUAGGAACUAUAUUAGUAAAUUGAAUUUGAGGGGGGUUUGCUGUUGAUAACCCAACUUUAACUCGAUUUUAUACCUUCCACUUUCUAUUACCUUUUAUUAUUAUAAUAAUAACAAUAAUUCACUUAUUAUUCCUUCAUCAAACAGGAUCAAAUAAUCCAUUAGGAAUUAAUAGAAACAUAGAUAAAAUCCCAUUCCACCCAUAUUUUACUUUUAAAGACUUAAUUGGAUUUAUUAUUUUAAUUUUUAUUUUAGUUAUAUUAACAUUAACUAAUCCCUAUAUAUUAGGAGAUCCAGAUAAUUUUAUCCCUGCAAAUCCUCUAGUAACCCCAAUUCAUAUUCAACCUGAAUGAUAUUUUUUAUUUGCCUAUGCAAUUUUACGUUCAAUUCCUAAUAAAUUAGGAGGAGUAAUUGCUCUAAUUAUAUCUAUUUUAAUUUUAGUAAUUUUACCAUUUACAUUCAAUAAAAAAAUUCAAGGUAUCCAAUUUUACCCUAUUAAUCAAAUUAAUUUUUGAACUAUAAUUUCAACAAUUAUUCUAUUAACAUGAAUUGGAGCACGACCUGUAGAAAUUCCUUUUAUUCUUACAGGACAAAUCUUAACAGUAAUUUAUUUUUCUUAUUAUAUUAUUAACCCAAUUAUUAAUAAAAUUUGAGAUAAAAUAAUUUUUAAUAAUUAAUUAA
This is a messenger RNA of Zerene cesonia (dogface butterfly), 1254 nucleotides long. Its product is annotated as cytochrome b-like. The transcript has a single exon. Gene Ontology annotation, cellular component: membrane. Gene Ontology annotation, biological process: mitochondrial electron transport, ubiquinol to cytochrome c. Gene Ontology annotation, molecular function: electron transfer activity. The record is from RefSeq and is a predicted model, not a curated record. Lineage: Eukaryota; Metazoa; Arthropoda; Insecta; Lepidoptera; Pieridae.